CGUGACCUUUGUCCUUUGGCUUCUUGUAAGCUCACACAAGCAUGAUGGCGACCAACUGGAGGCUUGUAGCCAGGCUUAUGGGAAAGAGAUGGAGUCCAACUGUCUGCAGAUCGUCUCAAGUGAUGCUGGAACCCAGAGACCCAGUCCUGCGGACUAGUGUAGGUGUACCCAGUGGAAGCUGUUGUUGGACAACCCAGUCCCGAGCAGCUAGUACCAACACAAUGGAUGCCCCAGAGCUCCCCCCAAGAGGACUGACCAGGUUCUGGAAGUGGUUCAAUGACGAAAUAGAGGAAGAGCCAAUGAGCGAGGUGGAGGCCACAGAAAGACAGGCCCUACUGCAGAAGGUGCAGGAUAUGUACUUUGCAAAGCCCCCUGCGAGUCCCGGCUUAGAAUUUUACAAGGAAACGUUCUCAACAUUGAUGAAGUAUAAUGAUGGGCUGGGAGUGGCAACUUUGUGGAACAGUAUGAGUGAAAUGCAAGUUGAACCAGACGAUGAAUUAAGAGCUAAAAUUGUUCCAUUUUUGGAAGAGGCACGGAGGAGGUCUUGGUUUGAGUAGGCACCAAAUAUAAUUAUACACAACUGCACCUUAUUUAUGCCCUAGAACUUGUAGUGCUAUAUAAUAAUUAUAUAAUUUAUAUAAGACUGUUACAGUUAGCACUCACUUCUAUCUGUAGCAUUUAUUUGGCAACCUGUAUUGUCCAUUCUAAUUAUUAUUUUUGUGUAAGAAAAUUAUAGCAGAUUGACUAUGAUUGUAUGUGUUAAUUAA
Halichondria panicea is the source of this 767-nucleotide messenger RNA. RefSeq lists its product as uncharacterized. The record is from RefSeq and is a predicted model, not a curated record. NCBI's taxonomy places the organism in Eukaryota, Metazoa, Porifera, Demospongiae, Suberitida, Halichondriidae. The transcript has 6 exons. Bases 42 to 557 code for a protein of 171 amino acids.